UGGCUGCCAGGACCGUCCAUCCUUGCUGAGGGGGCUGGGGGGAGAGGCUAAAGACUCAGAACGCCAUUGGUGGAGUUGCCCACUGUUCAUCCCCGCCCCCCGCAGGGGGCGGGAGUGACAACGUCCCAAUUUCCGGUUCCGUCGGUACCUGGAGUUGGGUCGAGAUGGAGGAAGAUGCGACCGGAGGCCAUCAGUCGCCAGAAACAGAGGAUAGAGUGGGAGCUGCGGCCUAGAGGUCCGCGCUUGGAGUUCACCUCAGACGCGGCGGAACCGCCUUGAUCUGAGAAGUGGAAAUGGACACAUGACCUUGGGACCCUGGAUGACAGACACCCCAUUUGUCAGUGAUACAGUGACCCCCUUCUCUUGAAGUGCCUCAAAGGAGAAGAUUGCCGCACUGCCCUUGAUGGAUGUCCUAGGCUGAGGCUGGAGGCAGGGCCACUUUUGCCCAUAGCAAGUGUCACAUCAGUGUUCCAGGGGUUUUCCUCCUAGAACCCCAUCUCUAGCUCAUUUCCCAGGGCCUAGAUUCUCUGUUCUGGUCAACCCAGUUGUGUCAAGCCAUUGUUCUCUCCCAUUCACUGUCCACAUGUAUUCCUCCAUUCAAGCUGGUUUGUCCUCCUCCAGGAAGCCUGUCUUGGUUACAUGUGCCUCAGCUCACAUGUACUCAGUUUGCACUGCAGGUAUCUUGUACUUUAAUGAAAGUGAUACGGUCCAGCUCAGGGAAUUCCAAAAAACUAACCUUGCUUCCCCAAUGACUUAUAUGGUAAACCAAGAUGCUACUUAGGCUGCUUAGGACCUUUGGUUGGGGAAGGUGGUUGAGGGUGAACUCUGGUUAUACACUUGACAUGAGAGUUGUCAAGGCACUGGCACUGGGACUGCUUGUGUAGAACAUUUCAGCUCUCUAGAAUUGUCCUUUUGACGUGGCCACCUCCUUUCCCAGCUGUUAAGGAUUUUUCUCAGAGAUUAGGGAGCCCCUAACUUCUCGCUUCCUGGACUAACUUCCCACUUUCCCCUUCUGACUGAAAAUGUCCAGUAUCCCCCACAGGAGCACAUUACAUUGUCACUAAGUGCACGUCCAAUAUUUGAUGUCCUUUCGUUUGACAUUUCUUAAGUUGGAAGCUCCUGAUUUUGUACAGUUAUUACAGUUCUAAGCUUAUUAGUUUUGUUUGAAACUUUAGUCCGUGGAUACACUUAACAUGAGGGCCACAUGUACAUUAAUUUGCUCUGGUUUCUUUAUCUCUGUGUCUUACGUCCAUUCCCCAGAGGGUUACUGUGCCCCCUUGAAGACACUGAGUUUCUCGAAGGCAGAGUCGCUAUAUCUUCUCUGUCACUUGAAUCUCCCUUAAUUUAUCUAGGGCUGAGAUUAUUUAUAUGCAUGCAGAUGAAAGGAGCCAAGCAUAUUCUGUACCCUGUGGUUCUCAAGACUCUUUAAGGGCAACUGCUUAGCUCUCAGGUGGUUCUUUUCUUUCUCUAGAAUGAGUUAUCUAAUAACCAGAGAGGACUCUGACCUUUGGCCUGUUCCUGACUUUCUAAGUCCUUUCAUUAGAGGGAAGGGAGGUGGUGGUGGUGGUGGGUGCCUGUGGAGUGAAAGCUGCACUUGCCUUCUUUCUCGCACUUCCUUCUAAUGCAGACUGGAGAAAGUGUAAGUGCAGUGAGUGUGGGUCAGGAGAAGCUCAGAGGGGCCAGCGGGGGAAACCAGAAAUAAAGUGAGUCAGCUGGUAAAUGGAGAUAAAAGAGGCAGCCUGCUGAGGCUCAAAGGCCAAAGGCCAAAGGCCAUGCCUCUUCAGUAUGCCCAAGAGCAUCAAAAACAGAACACUUCCUUUUAGCCUUUAGGAACUUCUGGAAUAUCACUUAGGGACAUCCCAUUAGCCCACCUAAAAGCCUUCCAUCCUGCCAGGUGACGGUUUGUCCCCAUCAUCCUGAGCUGUCUGGGUGAGCUAGAGAAGGAAAAGGAGAAUGGGCCAUCACACCAGGGCCUGGGCAGAGGCAGAGAGACCAGAACAGACGAUCUGGGGGUAGGGGGCUGAGGCGGGAGUGGAGCCAGGGGAGCCCCUGAGGUGAGAAACAGUUUUCAGAAGAGGGGUCCUGAAUUGGGAGGGACUGGCAAAGGAGAGAGAAGGAGGCACUGUCCUGAUCUGUGGAGGAAGAAUCAGGCAAGGGUUGGCAGAGCCAGACUGGAUGAAGUCUAAGCGUUGGGGAAAUCUCCAGGCGCAAUGGAAGACAAACGUAACAUCCAGAUCAUCGAGUGGGAACACCUGGACAAGAAGAAGUUCUAUGUGCUCGGGGUGGCAAUGACCAUGAUGAUCCGCGUCAGCGUGUACCCGUUCACCCUCAUCCGCACACGCCUGCAGGUUCAGAAAGGCAAGAGCCUCUACCAUGGGACCUUUGACGCCUUUAUCAAGAUCCUCCGGGCAGAUGGUGUGACUGGCCUCUACCGGGGCUUCCUGGUCAACACCUUCACCCUCAUAUCUGGCCAGUGCUAUGUUACCACUUAUGAACUUACCCGGAAAUUUGUAGCUGACUACAGCCAGAGCAACACAGUCAAAUCACUGGUGGCCGGUGGCUCGGCCUCUCUGGUGGCUCAGAGCAUCACGGUGCCCAUUGAUGUGGUCUCCCAACACCUGAUGAUGCAGCGCAAGGGUGAGAAAAUGGGCCGCUUCCAAGUGCGAGGGAAUCCAGAGGGACAUGGGGUAGUUGCUUUUGGCCAAACCAAGGACAUCAUCAGGCAGAUCCUGCGGGCUGAUGGACUUCGUGGCUUCUACCGAGGCUACGUGGCUUCACUGCUUACUUACAUCCCAAACAGUGCUGUCUGGUGGCCCUUCUACCACUUCUAUGCAGAGCAGCUCUCGUCCCUCUGCCCUAAGGAGUGCCCACACAUCGUCUUUCAAGCCAUCUCGGGGCCUCUGGCUGCAGCCACUGCUUCCAUCCUCACCAACCCCAUGGAUGUCAUCCGAACCCGAGUACAGGUGGAGGGCAAGAACUCCAUCAUCCUGACCUUCCGACAGCUAAUGGCAGAAGAGGGGCCUUGGGGCCUCAUGAAAGGCCUUUCGGCCAGAAUCAUCUCAGCCACGCCCUCCACCAUUGUCAUUGUGGUGGGCUAUGAGAGCCUCAAGAAACUCAGCCUCCGACCUGAGCUGGUGGACUCGAGACACUGUGUGAGGAGUCGUGCCAGUCAUGGUACCCUCUGGAGGGAUGCUUGGAGGAGGGUAAAGGGCGGGUGAGGAAGUCACCCAAUACCAGGACCACUGCAUUUACCAGCCCGACACUGCCGAGAUUAUCGUUGAAGCUCUCAGGAGCUAGACGAUGAGCGCGUCUUCCCUGCCUCAGCCUUCCCCCCACAACACACACCUCCUCUACCAAGCCUGUGUUGCAGGUGAGGAGAGAUGCAGCAAACGGAAUGAGAAGGCAGCAUGUCAAACCGUGCACUUCUACCUGAGACAUCUGGCCUGGAUGACCCUUCCAACGUUCUUAUUGGACCCCACCCCGGGAGAGCCACGGUGCCAACCCGAAAGGUGCUAGCUACCCGAAGCCUUGAUAGUUCUUGUGGCUGCCCCACCUUCUAUCCCCCGGGCCAGAUCAGAAUCUGAAUUCUCUACCUUCACCACCACCACGGCCCAUCUUGGGCUCUUAUCUUUGAGGGUUAUUUUUUCUCUCACUUAUUUUUAUUUUUGUUUGUCCCUUCUUGCACUUUGUCAAGAGUCCUCCAAUUCCUAUUCACAAAUGGUCAUCUAAAGGGUUGGGCUCACAGAUCAUUCUGAAUCUUCGUGCCUCUAAGUCAGUCCUUUACCCUAAGAACCACCAACAUAAUAGAAGCCAGGGGUCCCUCCUUUCUCUUUACACUCAUCCUACUGAGACCUUUAGAGGUUGUGUUUCUCAGCUCCACACCUUCCCCUCCCUAGAGCCUUGUCCUCAGUCCUUCCCCACCAUUACAGAGUGGGUAAAGUAUUACGCACAGGAGGUAGUCUCCUGCUUCUCAUGUCUUAGGUUGUUUCUCCCUCCCAGACUCCUCCCCCAGACUCUUUUCCUUCCAUUUUAUUUUCUUGUACAGUAUUUCAGUCUUUCACCUGUUUCCUGUUCCCGCUCUCUCACACCCACACACACACACACACACCCACCCCACGGAGUUUUAAAGGAUGAUGGGCUUCUACUAAAAGGGACCCCUGGCCCCUACUUUCCCAUCUAAUAUUUUAGGGACGGGAUUGGGUUUGGUUAAAAUAUGUCUUGGUGGGGAUAGGACAGUGGGCUUCCAUUUUCCCAGGACCAUGGUUCGGACCAAUUGGAAUUUUUGAUGUAUUGGUCUGUAGCCAAAAUUGGAAGAAACUGGGCAAGACGGGAAACCUGGGCAAGACGGGAAAACUGGUGGGAGUAUUGAAGGACAGGGGAAUAAAAUGGAGAUGCAGUUAACAUGUGAUGAAGUGGACUCUUGUGAAUAUUAACAGCGAACAUUCACUGUUGCACUGUACGAAGACUCUUAAGUGUAAUUAAACGUUUUUACUGAGUCCCUGAGCUUUGCGCUUGUUUUGCCCGCUUGCGGAGAAAGGACUUAAGGGUAUCUUGGUCUUGCGUCUAUAACCCUC
Messenger RNA from Hippopotamus amphibius kiboko, 4574 nucleotides. It is a transcript of the gene SLC25A44, whose product is annotated as solute carrier family 25 member 44. Gene Ontology annotation, biological process: branched-chain amino acid catabolic process; transmembrane transport. Gene Ontology annotation, cellular component: mitochondrion. Bases 2211 to 3218 code for a protein of 335 amino acids. The transcript is spliced from 6 exons. The record is from RefSeq and is a predicted model, not a curated record. Lineage: Eukaryota; Metazoa; Chordata; Mammalia; Artiodactyla; Hippopotamidae. Gene Ontology annotation, molecular function: branched-chain amino acid transmembrane transporter activity.